Messenger RNA from Heteronotia binoei (common prickly gecko), 4869 nucleotides. It is a transcript of the gene PLEKHG2, whose product is annotated as pleckstrin homology and RhoGEF domain containing G2. The record is from RefSeq and is a predicted model, not a curated record. The coding region runs from base 1 to 4839 and encodes 1612 amino acids. The transcript has 14 exons. Lineage: Eukaryota; Metazoa; Chordata; Lepidosauria; Squamata; Gekkonidae.
AUGGGAGCCCCGGCAGCAGUUCCCGGUCCGAUCCGCAGCCUCACGGAUCGGCGCAGGGAUGCGCCGCGCAGAACCCAAGGCGUUGAUUCUCUGGUUGGGCGGCUCAGCCGGCGGGCCCGGGAACUCGGGCGUGAUGCUUUGGGCUGGUGCGAGAGAACCCCGCCGCUUCUGACACCCCCCCCCCCCUCCCCGCCCCAAGGACAUCGAGAGGCGAAGAUUUGGGAAACCAGACCUGGGCUGGAAGCCAUGCAGGGCCGGAUCGAGGGGGGGGGCUUGUCCCAGGCGCCGACGGAGGGGGCCCCGCCAAAUUGGUAUCUCUCGCCUUCACAGGAGAUCCAGGGGUUGUUGGUGGGCUGGACAGGCCCAGAACUUGGGGCCUUUGGAGAGCUGGUGCUGGAGGGGCAGUUCCGGGUGCCGCGAGCCCGCAAGGAGCGGGUCUUCUUCCUCCUAAGCAAGGUGAUCCUGAUCGCCAAGCGGCGCAGCGAAGGCUUCGUCUACAAGAGCCACAUCUUCUGCUGCAACUUGGCCCUGCAGGAGAACACGAAGGACCCGCUCAGCUUCCGGAUCUCUGACCUCUCCAUCCCCAAACAGCAGCACCUGGUCCAGGUGAAAAACCAAGAAGAGAAACGACUGUGGAUCCACUACCUGAAGCGUCUGAUAGUGGAGAACCAUCCAGCAUCUAUUCCUCAGAAGGCCAAACAAGUCCUGCUGGAGAACAGCUUCCAGAAUUCCCCAGAGGUCUUCCCGGACGCCCCAAAGAAACCCCUGCCUUCCCCUCGGCUGGAUGAGACUAAAGUCUGCACCCGCGGCAGGCGGCAAUCAGAGCCACCCGAAUACAUGUAUAGUCCCGAGAGAGCUCGGCGGAGCUGCCCCAUCCUACUUCUGGAGAAGAGCGGAUCCUAUCGCCGUGGGCGCAGGCAGUCCGAACCAGCCAAGGAGUCGGAAGGAUCAUUUCAUCAAGCAAACAUGACCGAGUUAAAGCAUGCUGACAGCGCUGGAGAGCUCUUCCCAGCUGCGGAGUCCUUUCGCCCCUCCGGCAGUUCCUGCACUCUGGCUUCCAGCGUGAUGGAGGCUGAGCCAGGAGAUUCAGACCCAGAGGAAGGGGAGUUCUCUCUGUCUGAAGAGCCCGUCCCCACCAACCUGUCCAUCACAGAGGAGAUCCUGGAGCUACUCAGCCAGCGAGGCCUGGACAAGGAAAAAGGGACUGUUCCGGGGCCGGGAAACCCAGAGAUGUCCAGCGUGGGUGUGCAGGAUCAACUCCCACAAAAUGAUGUCCUGAAAGAACUAGAGGAGGAGGAGCCGGACUUCCAGGAAGACACGCCCUUUGAACCCCUCCAUGCUCCAUCCCAAAGCCACUCCCUCCAGGAACGGGCCCUUCCGACACUCAGCCACUCCUUCACCAGCGACUCCUCGGAAGGAGAGGAGGAGAGGCAGCAGGGAGAGGAGAACGGCCCGUCUCCUCUCCAUGUCUUGGAGGAGCUGGCCUCAGAGGACGUCUGCAGCAAGCUGGAAGAUGCCAAUGGCCCUGUCUGCUCUGAGCAGGAGGCAACUGACAGAGAGCGCCUGCCCCAGGGGGAUGGAGACUGGUCCAGCCAGUGCCACCAGAGCUCUCUGGUUGGCUCGGACAAAGAGGAGAAAGGAGCCAAGUGGGAGUCUACGCUAAGCAAAGAUGACUGGCUGCUAAUUGAGAAGAUCAAGAAUUAUUACGAAGGAGCAGAGGCGCUGGUGAAGGGGCCCGGACCGGGCAAGAAAGAGUGCGCCCCUUCUGUGCCCACCGGCGUGGUACGGGAGUCCAUCCUUCGAUUCAACAGCAUCUUAAGCCAAAACGAUGCCCAGGAUGGGGGAGUGGGUGGGGCCAAAUCCAGAAGGCCCCGCCCACCACCCAGCACAUCCAAUCAUGAUCUCUCCGGCAGGGGCCGGAGCGAAUCGUGUAGCACAUUUGGGCCUUCAUGCCGAGAGGAUUCCAAGGAAGGGCAGAGCCAGCCGGCCCUGAGCCCGGAACAGUCCAAAAGGGGGCGGAGCCAGUCUGACGGUGCCCAAUCACCAGAAAGGGCGGAGCUUUCCCAUAACGUAAAGGCCCAGUUAUUACAUCCUAGCUGUAAGAAUUCUGAGAAGGGGCAGGACUCGUCUAACGGCAUCCAUUCGAAUCACACCCAAAACGAUGCUGGCCAAGAAAGGAACCAUCACAGGCCCCAAAGUGGGAGUGGCUUAGAGGAGGAGGUGGAGUCCGAGUUCAAGUCCUGCGCAGAGAUCCGGAAAGCGUGGCAGGAGAAAGAGCGAAGGGUCCUAGAUACCCCGAGAAAAGAGGUCAAAACAGGCAGUAGGGAAUUAUGUUGCCCCCAAGAGACACUGGCGUAUGCGGAACCUUUGUGCAUCGUGGAGGAUUCUGAUUUGGAGGAACCCCUGUCAACUCCAAGCAGAAGUCCACAGCAUGGAGCACACGGCGGAGCGGCAGAAAGAAGGCCGUUGGCCACGGUUGCCGAUGGAUCUUCUGGCUACCUCCCCUCGCUGGACGUCUACGAGAACGGGGACCCGUGUCUCUUGGAGAACUCGGAGCGGAUUAUCAACAAAGUCCAUGCCUUGGCUAAGAUGUACAGUGAGAAAAUCAGUCGGCUGAAAGCUCAAAAGAAGGGGAUGGAGAGGCUGAGGGGACGGCCUCCGAGGAGGGCUGCCAGCGGAAACCUAGUCGGGGCGCAGGAUGGGAGGACGGGAGCCAGCAUCCCCCACUGUGAGCCACGGAUCUAUGGCCACGUCCUCAUCCACGAAUCUCUUCAGCACGUGAUCGGCGUCCAAGAGAAUAUUCCUCUCGUGGCCGCCACCUGGGGAACUGCUCUCGACCUACAUAGCGAGAAGCCCCAUCCUCUCCUUUCUCCAGAUCUCCUGGGUCCGUUAAGGCAGGCGUCACUGUAUCCCGAUUCCUACAAUGGGAGCGUUGUGUCAAAUGCCUUGCCGUGCGUUGGUGGUGAGGGAAUUCCCGCUGCUGCUGAAGAUGGAUGCCCAGGAGUAGAUUCCUCAUCUCCGGCUUGCAACAUGGAUUCUGAGGUCCUAACAGACCCCACCGAGGAAGACUGCAAUGUAGGGGGCCUUCCUUCCUGCCCCAGAUCCCUGGACAAGGCAACCAUUGAGGUCGCAAAUGCAGAGGACUCUGUGGGUACAGCUGAACCAGACAGGGAGACCAAGCAGUUUGGGGCUCCUAAGAUCCAGCCGGGGGUCACUGCAGAAACUGUGAAGUCCAUCCUCCCCCAGCAGAGCCACAGUAACUUGAAAGCAGAAGAUCCAACCGUCUUCUCUGGCCCCACAGAGGAAUUAAAGCCCACGUUAUCCCAUUCUUCCGCCGGAUGCGUAGGGGACCACAGUUUGCCACAGAUGCAGGAAUCAGGACAUUCCCUCCUGGGCCGUGGGCCGAGGCAACCGCAUCAAAUCGUUUGGGAGAAAAAGGGACCCAACCCUUCCCUGGAGAAGGUUGAAUGCAAAGAAAGGGACAAACAGAUGCUGGGUACAAGUGAGAAAGACUCCCAUAUUGCAUCAGGGACCUGCACCCAGGAAACCUCAAACCCCACUCCUCUCCCCAAGGCUUCCAAAAUCACAAUUCCCCAACCGCUUCCCUCCUCCGGAAGCACGGAGACAUCAUUGCUUAGUAAUAGCUCGCACCUGUCACCUGCCAGAGUGGGGACCCCUAUCCGGGAGCCCCCUUCCCCCAUGCGUGGAGAUUCCCAGGCCGUGGUGGAGUCCCCAGUCUCUGCCCCCGAGCAGCAUCCAUUCACCCCUCUCCCAAAGCUGCUUCCCCCUUCCCCGGUCCGCCGGUGCCUCUCGUCAAGCGCUGCGGCCAUCUCUAGGUACAUCGCCGCUUCCUGCAUCAGUCAGAGCCUGGCCAGGAGAAACGGCGCCCCUCAGCCGGAAGAGCUGCAGAUACCUUGCCGGCCUCCCCCCUCCGUCCAGGCCCUGCCGAAGCCGAAAGCAAAUCCUCUGGCUCUUCUCCCCAAAGGGGCGCCCAAAGUCCCCGGCAGCUUGAGGAGGGCAGAGGCCCGGUCUCCACGAGAUGCUUCUCCGGCUGGGUACGCCCCCCGUUGCUUCAGCCCGGGGCCUUUGUCACCCACUCGCCAACGCGCCUGGUCAGCAGCGGGCCCGCUCUUUGAGCAUCGUACGACAUUCUCUUCCGCCUCAGAGCCCAACUCCCGGGUCCAGUCGCCCUCCCCCAUGAAGUCCAGGGUCUGCUCCCCACCUCCCGUGGGGUCCCAGGCAUGCACUUUCACCCCUCUGUACGCUCACCUUCCUGGGCAGCCACCUGCCCACAUUGCUGCCCCGGUGCCCCAGACAUUGACCCCUGCCCUGGGGCCGUCUGUUUCUCCUCAGUGCGGCUGGAGGCCUCGAGGGAACAGCCUUCCCACCAGCGGGCUGACCGAGAACCCAGCCACAAACGGAGACCGGGCAUCGUCGUGGUGUAUCGUGGGGCCUACCUGCCCAAAUCCCAGCCUGCUGACUGGGGCUCACCUCAGUUCACAUGAACUUGGCAGCAUCAAGUGGCCAAACGUGCCAGGUCUGCGUUCGAAGUAUGGCAGCGCUGAACGUCGGCCGAGCCCCCAGAGGAGGGAAGCGGAGGGGGAGAAUUGUCCCAGACUGGACGCCCCUGGCGCCACGGAUGUGGCUCAGUGCGCAGAGAAGAGUCACCAAAGGGCCAGCUAUUCUACGACGGUCAGCAUCCAGAUUGGUGGCAGCGGUAGGAUCGCCUCAUUUAGCAACGCCCAGGUCAGUCUGACCCACCCGCUUCUGCCCACACCGGAGCAGCCGAGUAUCAGGAAGAUCAACGGCAGUUCGUUGGAGACGCCACAGAAGACGUGAACUUUGGAGGCAGCGAUGGCUCGAGGCAGU